This is a messenger RNA of Labrus mixtus (cuckoo wrasse), 2624 nucleotides long. It is a transcript of the gene maoa, whose product is annotated as monoamine oxidase. Lineage: Eukaryota; Metazoa; Chordata; Actinopteri; Labriformes; Labridae. The transcript has 15 exons. Bases 103 to 1677 code for a protein of 524 amino acids. Gene Ontology annotation, molecular function: oxidoreductase activity. The record is from RefSeq and is a predicted model, not a curated record.
CGGUGGGCGGAGUCAGGAGGGAGGGGGGCCUGCCCGAAGCUUUAAUACAGAUGCGCCUCUCGGUGCGCCCUGCGUUCGGCGGCGGACACAGCAGACUGCACCAUGACAGCACCCAGCAACACGUACGAUGUGAUAGUGGUCGGCGGAGGGAUUUCAGGUUUGAGUGCAGCGAAGCUGUUGCAGGAAAGCGGACUGAACCCUGUCGUGCUGGAGGCCCGGGAUCGAGUCGGCGGUCGCACCUUCACUUUCCGAAAUAAGGAGACAAAGUGGGUUGAUCUGGGCGGAGCUUACAUCGGCCCAACUCAGAACCGCAUCCUCCGAUUGGCCAAAGAAUACGGAAUCAAGACCUACAAAGUCAACGAACAGGAAAACCUACUGCACUAUGUCAACGGAAAGUCGUACCCGUUCAAAGGCUCCUUCCCCCCGAUCUGGAACCCCAUCGUCAUGUUGGACUUCAACAACCUGUUCAGGACGAUGGACGAGAUGGGCAAGGAGAUUCCCAGAGAGGCUCCCUGGAAAGCUCCUCAUGCUGAGGAGUGGGACAAGAUGACCAUGCUGGAGCUCUUUGAGAAAAUCUGCUGGACCAGGGCUGUUCUUCGCUUUGCCACCCUGUUUAUCAACGUGAAUGUGACCUCUGAACCCCACGAGGUGUCGGCCCUGUGGUUCCUCUGGUAUGUGAAACAGUGCGGAGGAACCAUGAGGAUCUUCUCCACCACGAACGGAGGACAGGAGAGGAAGUUUGCUGGCGGCUCGAGUCAGAUCAGCGAGUGCAUGGCCCGGCAGCUGGGAGAGCGGGUGAAGCUGGAGUCUCCGGUCUACAGGAUCGACCACAGCGGGGACAUGGUGGUGGUGGAGACGCUCGACAAACAGACCUACACUGCUAAGUACGUGAUCUUGGCCACGCCCCCUGGUCUGAACAUGAAGAUGCACUUUAACCCCGAGCUGCCCCCACUCAGGAACCAGCUGAUCAGCCGCGUCCCCAUGGGCUCCGUCAUCAAGUGCAUGGUGUACUACAGAGAGAACUUCUGGAGGAAUAAAGGUUACUGCGGCAGCAUGGUGAUCGAGGAGGAAGGAGCGCCGAUCGGCCUGACGCUCGAUGACACAAAGCCGGAUGGGACUGUCCCCGCCAUCAUGGGAUUCAUCCUCGCUCGUAAAUGCAGGAAGCUGUCAGACCUGACCAAAGAGGAGAGGAAGAAGAAGAUCUGUGAGAUCUACUCCAAAGUUCUGGGCUCAGAGGAGGCUCUGCAUCCGGUGCACUACGAGGAGAAGAACUGGUGUGAGGAGGAGUACUCAGGGGGCUGCUACACGGCCUACUUCCCCCCAGGCAUCCUCACCCAGUAUGGAAGGGUGCUGAGGGAGCCGGUGGGCAGGUUGUACUUCGCAGGAACAGAAACGGCCACCGAGUGGAGCGGCUACAUGGAGGGAGCCGUGCAGGCCGGAGAGAGAGCAGCCAGAGAGAUCCUGUGUGCCAUGAAGAAAAUCUCCCCGAGUCAGAUCUGGCAGACGGAGCCUGAGAGUGUGGAGGUCCCGGCGCUCCCCUUCCACACCUCCUUCUGGGAGAGAAACCUGCCUUCAGUCGGAGGUCUCCUCAAGUUCCUUGGAGUCGCCACCGUCCUGUCUGCUGCCUCCGCAGCCGGCCUGCUCGCCUACAAGAAGGGGCUCCUCCCCCGGAGUUAAAUGACGCCCCCCUUCACCUGUCGGCUCGCUCCUCUGCUCCUUCAGGAGGAACAUCUGAACAGACACUGUACCUGUGUACUUAAUGUGUGCAUUCUCCAGAGUAGAGGGGGUACAGGAGGUUUUUAAUGAGGAACACCAGACUGUUCGGCUCCCACACAACACUACCGCACACACCACGGCUCUGUCUGUAAAGAGAGAGAGAGAGAGAGGGCGAGAGAGAAAGAGACCCGGAGGCAGAGGCAGGUUGUUUCAAAGGUUUAGAGAUGAGAAGACGAUCGAGCGUCAGUUUAAAUCUGAGAUUCAGAUUGAGAAACCAAUGAGGAAAAAAACAACAGAAGAAAUUCUUAAAAAAAGAGAAAAUAUAUAAAUCUAUAUGAAUAAUCUAUUAGUGUUGAUAUUGCAUACAUUGCCAAUGACAUUCACGUCCAUGAUUCCAUGUGAGUUUAUUAACUCAUCAUGCUUUCUGUGUGUGUGUGUGUGUGUGUGUGUGUGUGUGUGUGUGUGUGUGUGUGUGUGUGUGUGUGUGUGUGUGUGUGUGUGUGUGUGUGUGUGUGUGUGUGUGUGUGUGUGCGCGCACGCUUCAGUGAGCAUGCGUGUGUGUGUGUGUGUGUGUGUGUGUCUGUUGCAGUGCGUCUUAUUACCUCUGAUUUUAGGUGCUGAUUUGUUCUGGCUGCAGCUGGUUGAUGACUCAUGGUGAAACAUCAGAAUAAAAAGCCGAGCUGUGCUAAAUCACUAAAUCAAACGGAGCGGAUUUCAGCUUUUAGACUGAAAAUCUUCUGUUUCACUUAUUUUUUUAACAAAUCCCAUGCAAAGAACACAGCCGACAAUGAUAUCAACUGCUUUUUAGAUUGAGUGUUUUCUGUUCGACUAAAGCCUGAUUUAUCUUGUUGUUGUUUUUGUCAGAGAGCUCUGUUGUUGGAAAUGAUUAAAAAAAAAGACCAAAUGUG